UCCACACCACCUCUCUUUACAGGAGGAAAUGCAGAUUUUGAAUUGUAGAAGAUCCCACCUUCUGGGAGUCCCUGCAGCAGAACCUCUGUGUGCUGUGGUUGGUCCCAGUACAAGAAGCCGAAGAAAUGCACGGGAUGUGUUGUGCUGGGUGGCCUGAUUUCAAAAAGGAUUUAACAGAGCUUACUCCAGUAGAAUUGAAGACAAUAAAUACUCCAUUGCAAGGAGGAGAAAAUAAGGAAAGGAAAAACUGGAGCUGGUGGGAGGCAGCUAAGAGACAUCCCUCAGUAGCAUUGGGGAAGAAAGCAAAGCAACUGGAACUCUGCUGGAAACUGGAAGAAGAGUAACGUCGUCAUAAAUGAUUAUGUCCUGGAAAGUGGUGUUUUUUAAAAGCAGCGGGGGAAAGAGACUUCUGUGAGCUCAUAGGGCUGAAUGGACACAACUGGCUUCAAUACUGAAAACUGCAUCCAUCCAGUAGGGUGGGAUUUCCUUUCAAGCUCUGCUAAAGUCACAGUAAGAAGCUGUGUGGGAGUCGAGUUUCUGCUCCUUUGCAUUUUAGGUUGCUAAGAAACUCCUUGCUCCUUCAAUCAUGCUGAAAUUCUUGGCUUUACAGCAAGCUGAGGGGCAGGAGGGAAAUGCAGAAAGCAGCAACGUGGUGUUUGGGAAGGUAAUCCACCUCCAGCAUGAAGUUCAUCUUGGGCAGAAUGGCAGACGUGAACAGGAAUGGGGAUUUCUGAGCAGAAGCAGUAGAAACCAGCAGGAACGGGUGGCAAAGAUGGGCAGAAAGAUUCAUCCCAACCAACUGAAAAUCCAAGAAGGGUUGAGCAGGAGAUGGGGUGGGAGCUCAGAGCUGUGUGGGGUAACAGCACAGCGUGGGCUGGGUUGGGUCUUCAGGCUGCAGAGUGUUCCCACUCCAACACUGAGCACUGGGAUUGCUCCCUGCGGGCAGCCAGCCCUGACCCAGCCGCGCUCCAUGCACCAAAUCCACGUCUCUGAUCUGAAGGCAGGGAUGUGAUGUGGGACAGCAUCAAACGCUUCACACAAGUUGAAACGGAGCUUUGGUGAUUAACUGCUGAUUAUCCUGAUGAAUACCUGUGUGCUGAUGCCAGGCCCAAGACGUGCAGCUCCACCAGCAGGAGUUUCUUUACCUGGGUGCAAAUGUCCAUCCAAUGCUAUGAUGGCUUUGGAGCAGAUGGAAAAAGGACGGAGGGCUUUGUGGCAAUGCUGUCUGGACGUCACUCGCUGGAUCUCUGAGAACAGCCUGCCCACGGUCCUACAUUCAUUUUGGUUAGAAAAUCCUGAACACGCCUUGUUCAUCCCACCAGCUUCAGCUUCCGCUCAGCCAGCACUCAGGGCUGUGUCCACCGUGGAGCCCCAGCUUCCCAUGUCCUGCGCAGUGGAAACAACAUUUCCUUCUGUUUAGAUGGGACUUGCCGUGCGCUCCCACCGGCAGCCCGGCUCCGUCCGUUCCCCGGCUCAGCGCUCGGGUUUCCUUUCAUCCCUCUCGCCGCCUUCGCCGCAGAGCCGGGCUCACCCCGCGUCGCUCCUCCGCUCCGGCAGGGGGCGCUGCAGCGCUGGCGGCGGAAGGAGGAAGUGCGAGCGCGGCGCGGGGCCAUGGCGCUGCCCGGCGAGCUGUGGGCAGAGCUGCCCGCCGAGAAGCGCAUCUUCUCCUCCGUCCUGCUCUUCUCCUGGGCCGUGUACCUGUGGGAGGCCUUCCUGGCGCACCGGCAGAGACGGGUAUACAGAACAACAACACACGUGCCAUGGGAACUGGGACAGAUCAUGGACUCAGAAACGUUUGAAAAAUCUCGUCUGUAUCAAUUGGACAAAAGUACUUUCAGCUUCUGGUCAGGGCUGUACUCAGAGCUGGAGGGCACUAUGAUUCUCAUCUGCGGAGGAAUUCCUUUUCUCUGGAAUCUGUCUGGUCAGAUUUCAGGCCGUGCUGGGUUUGGACCAGAAUAUGAGAUUGUUCAGUCGUUGGUGUUCCUGCUGCUCGCAACGCUGUUCAGUGCCCUGACUGGUCUCCCAUGGAGUUUAUAUAACACUUUUGUCAUAGAAGAGAAACAUGGCUUCAAUCAGCAGACACUGGGAUUUUUUUUUAAGGAUGCCAUCAAGAAGUUUAUCGUGACGCAGUGCAUUCUGCUGCCAGUGACAUCCCUUCUGCUUUAUAUUAUUAAAAUAGGGGGAGACUACUUCUUCAUCUAUGCCUGGCUCUUCACGUUAGUUGUGUCCUUGGUGCUUGUUACAAUCUAUGCAGACUACAUUGCUCCUUUGUUUGAUAAAUUCAUUCCACUUCCUGAGGGAGAGCUCAAGCAACAAAUUGAAGUAAUGGCAAAGAGCAUUGACUUCCCAUUGACGAAAGUGUAUGUUGUUGAAGGUUCUAAGCGUUCUUCUCAUAGCAAUGCUUACUUCUAUGGAUUCUUCAAGAAUAAGCGGAUAGUGUUGUUUGACACACUCCUAGAAGAUUAUUCUGCAUUGAACAAAGAACCAGCAGAAGGAGAAGAGGGUGAGAAUGAAGAAACAAAGUCUAAAACAAAAAAUAAAAAGCAAGGAUGUAAAAAUGAAGAAGUUCUGGCUGUCCUUGGUCAUGAAUUGGGUCACUGGAAGCUAGGUCAUACUAUCAAAAACAUCAUUAUCAGCCAGAUGAAUUCCUUCCUCUGCUUCUUCUUGUUUGCUGUUCUGAUUGGUCGAAAAGAACUCUUUGCUGCAUUUGGCUUCUACGAGACUCAGCCGACCCUGAUAGGCUUGAUGAUUAUUUUCCAGUUCAUUUUUUCACCUUACAAUGAGAUUCUCUCCUUUUGCUUGACUGUAUUAAGCAGACGAUUUGAGUUUCAAGCAGAUGCAUUUGCCAAGGAACUUGGAAAGGCUAAAGACCUAUAUUCUGCUUUGAUCAAACUAAACAAAGAUAACUUAGGAUUUCCUGUUUCUGACUGGAUCUUUUCAAUGUGGCAUUAUUCCCAUCCACCCCUUUUAGAAAGACUUCAAGCCUUGAAAGAUGCAAAGCAAGAGUGACAGGAGCCUGUGGGGCAGACAGCACUUCUAUCCAGAGGCAAAGUUAGGAGCAUCUCUUAAAAACGGGUGUGAUGUUAACAGCACGACAAAUCCAAGAAUCCUGAAACAGUAUUAAAUUAUGACUUUUUAAACAUAAACAAAGUGGUGGAACUUAAUUUAGAAUAAAGUCCUGGGUGAAGGCCACGCCUCCUAUGCCUUGGCUUUUAUCUCCGUAUAGAUUUAUAAGGGGAGAAAAAUAUAAUAUUUUGAGGCACCUAUUUCUUAAAUUUUACAUUGGUUUUGAUCCUUUUCCCCUUCUUGGUGUUUUGUGAACUUUCUCUGUCUCCACCUUCACUCACAAUGAAGAGGUUUUGAAUGCUGUGGUUUCUUACAUCAUAACUGUACUAGCCGGUCACUGUGUUUAAAAAGAGUUUAAUGCAGGUAUGAGCCUUUCUGCUGGAGUUAAAUCCAUGUCUGUCAUAAAGGAAAAUGCUGUUCCUCUGAAAUGUGGCAAUACGGAUGAGUCAGAGCCAAAGAAAUAAAUCAUGGCCUACUUGAAAAUGAGGAUUAGUCUGUAUUCAGUAUUGGUAUAGGGGGAUUGGGCUGUCCUCUUCUCCAUUCUGCUUCUAGGGGUACAGAAGAAUAUUACGGAGAAGUGAAGGCAGGACCCAUGCAUUAAAGAAAAUUGCAAGUUCUUUGGUCUUCCUCUUCUUGCUUGUAAGCAUAAUGGUUAACAGCAUUUCCACACCUCUGUUCCUCCAUUUCUGUCAACUUUUGCCUAUAAUUGUGUAUAUGGAAGAGGUCUGAUGCUUGGGCAGCACGUCCACAUUGAACUUUAAUUCUGAGGUCUGCAGAGGGCUUUUUCAUUCAUAUGGACUUAACUGAAACAGUGCAGAAACUCGGAAAAUAUUGCUCGUGAUCAUUCUAAUACAAGUAAUCCAAGAUACGGUUUGUAUAGGUUGGGGAAGGGUAAAGGGGUAAUUGGAGAAAUGGCUUCUGCAUCUGUUAUCGCAGGUGAGACGUGGAAUUGAAUUUACUUUUGUUGAAUAAAGAUAGAAAUUAAAUGUGGGUUUGUAUGUGCCAUUAGAGUGAACUGAAUGGAACUACUUCAUAUAAAAAUCUGGCUUCCUUUAUGUUUUACAUUGAAAUGCUCUUCUCAGUUCUGUACAGAGACAACAAAUCAAAGCAAGAUCUGAUCCUUUUGAGUGCCCGAACGUUCUCCUAGACUUCACUAUUAGCUUACAUUUGCUUUUCUGAUCACAGGAAGAAACGCAUUCUGACAUGGUGGGCAUGAUGAUGCCUCAGGAGCAGUAAGGUAGAUGAUGAUGUAUGCUUUAUUUGUAUUUAUAAACUAAAGAAUGUGAAGCAAAACUACAGAUAGGGAUUUAAGACAGUUUUAGAGGAGAAGCCUAUAAUAUUUUUGGAAAUAAAAGGGUUAACUUGAAUCAUAGAAUGGCUUGGGUUGAAGGGACCUUAACAAUCAUCCAGUUCCAGCCCCUCCUCAUGGGCUGGGUGCCCCCCACCAGACUGAGCUGCCCUGUGCCCCAUUCAUGGCCUUGGGCAACUCCAGGGAUGGGGCACCCACAGCUCUGGGCAACAGUGCCAGCACAUCACAGCCCAUCGAGUAAAGAAUUUGCUCCUCACAUCUAACCUAAAUCUCUCUUAGUUGAAAAUCAUUCCUCCUUGUCGUAUUACCACCAGACCAUGUAAAACGUUACUCUCCUCCUCUUUAUAAGCUUCCUUCACCUACUGUAGGGCUACAGUAGUCUUUACAAGCUUCCUUCAACUAAUGUAAAGAGGGCUCCCAGGGCCUUCUCCAAGCUGAAUACCCUUAGCUCCCUCACUCCUUCUCCGCAGAGCUGCUCUCCAUCAGUUCUCUCACUCCAUACACAGACCUGGGAUUGCCCAGACCCAGGUGCAGCACCUUGCACUUGGCCUCACAGAACUUCAUCAGGUUCACAUGGACCCACUUGUCCACAGAUCCAGGUCCCUCUGGAUGGCAUUUCUUCUUUCUACUGCACAGCUCAGCUUGGUACCAUCAGCAAAGCACUGACGGUGCACUCCAUCCAUCAUUGGUAAAGAUUCUGAAGAUUACUGGUGUUGAGGUGAAGCCCUGGGGGCCACCCCUCCUCACCACCCCCACCUGCACACAGAGCCAUUGACCACAGCGCUUUGUCCACAACCAUCCAACCAAGUCCUUACCCACCGAACAGCUCACCCUUCAAAUCCGUAUCUCUCCAGCUCAGAGAUGAGGAUGCGGUGCACCGCCUUGCACAACUCCUGCCAGGUGACAUCAGUUGCCGUCCCUUUGUCCAGCACUGCCACCAUGUGUGUCAGGCUCGCCCUCCGCUCUCCCGCCCGUCGCGCCCCAACAUGUCCGCCACCUCGCGCUGUUCCCGCCUCACCCUGAGGCGCUCUCGCGAGG
This is a messenger RNA of Phasianus colchicus (ring-necked pheasant), 5413 nucleotides long. It is a transcript of the gene ZMPSTE24, whose product is annotated as zinc metallopeptidase STE24. Gene Ontology annotation, biological process: CAAX-box protein processing. Gene Ontology annotation, molecular function: metalloendopeptidase activity. The record is from RefSeq and is a predicted model, not a curated record. NCBI's taxonomy places the organism in Eukaryota, Metazoa, Chordata, Aves, Galliformes, Phasianidae.